Xyrauchen texanus (razorback sucker) is the source of this 2634-nucleotide messenger RNA. Its product is annotated as neuronal acetylcholine receptor subunit alpha-3-like. Gene Ontology annotation, molecular function: acetylcholine-gated monoatomic cation-selective channel activity; transmembrane signaling receptor activity. NCBI's taxonomy places the organism in Eukaryota, Metazoa, Chordata, Actinopteri, Cypriniformes, Catostomidae. Bases 79 to 1716 code for a protein of 545 amino acids. Gene Ontology annotation, cellular component: postsynaptic membrane; synapse; neuron projection. The record is from RefSeq and is a predicted model, not a curated record. The transcript has 6 exons. Gene Ontology annotation, biological process: chemical synaptic transmission; regulation of membrane potential; monoatomic ion transmembrane transport.
CUCAACGGUGCGCACUUGUCCUCCGUCCCCGUUUGGACGCUUUUGGAUUAAUUCAAGAUAAAUUCUCUGGAUUUUACGAUGAAAGGCAGACCUCUUCUCGUUUUCUACACCUGCCACUUUCUGUUUUUUCUCUUGUCGGGGGUUACUUGUUCUGAGGCAGAGCACAGGUUGUUCUCUGUGAUUUUCUCCAGUUAUAACCAGUACAUCAGACCAGUGGAGAAUGUGUCUGACCCAAUCAUAGUUCAGUUUGAAGUGUCCAUGUCACAACUCGUCAAAGUGGAUGAGGUGAACCAGAUUAUGGAGACUAAUCUUUGGCUGCGACAUAUAUGGAAUGAUUAUAAACUCAGGUGGGAUCCCAAAGAUUUUGGAGGGGUUGAAUUUAUCCGUGUGCCCUCUAACAAGAUCUGGAAGCCAGACAUUGUGUUGUACAACAAUGCAGUUGGAGACUUUCAGGUGGAUGAUAAAACGAAAGCUCUUCUACGCUACAAUGGAGAUGUAACCUGGAUUCCACCAGCCAUCUUCAAGAGCUCUUGCAAGAUCGAUGUUACUUAUUUCCCUUUUGACUACCAGAACUGCACCAUGAAGUUUGGCUCGUGGACUUACGACAAGGCCAAAAUCGACCUAGUGCUGAUUGGUUCCACUAUAAACCUUAAGGAUUUCUGGGAAAGUGGAGAGUGGACAAUAAUUGAUGCUCCUGGGUAUAAGCAUGAUAUCAAAUACAACUGUUGUGAGGAGAUCUACACUGAUAUUACUUAUUCUCUCUACAUUCGCCGCUUGCCUCUUUUCUACACCAUAAAUAUGAUAAUUCCCUGUCUGCUCAUCUCCUUCCUGACUGUUCUAGUAUUCUAUCUCCCUUCUGAUUGUGGUGAGAAGGUGACAUUGUGUAUUUCAGUUCUCCUCUCCCUUACAGUUUUCCUCCUGGUCAUCACAGAGACAAUCCCAUCUACAUCUCUCGUCAUCCCUCUGAUUGGAGAAUAUCUACUUUUCACCAUGAUAUUCGUAACUCUCUCCAUAGUUAUUACAGUCUUUGUCCUCAAUGUACAUUACCGCACCCCUAAAACGCACACCAUGCCAUGUUGGGUGCGGCAUGUCUUCCUUAGUAUGCUCCCUCGGGUUAUGUUCAUGACCCGGCCUGUGAAAGACCCAGAGAGACCGGGCUGUGUGGGAGCCCCUUCACAACCUUGCACUCUUCAGACACGACCUUGCAUUCUUCAGGCUCCAGGGUUCAUUCCCCAACACCUCCCUAAGCAACACAGUCUCCCAGGAAGCCUUCCAACACGCCCUCAUCUCCUCCUGUGCACAGAGCUCAACAACCUGAGCGAGGCAUCCAAGACAGGGUCUAGUUUCCUGUGUAGAGAAGGGCGAUGUACAUGCUGCUGGAAGGAACACGGCAACAAACUGUCCAAGGAAGGGGGAGCUGGUGGUAUCAUGGGAAGUGGAGAAGAAGGAGAGAGUACCUGCUCCAGCUCAGAAUCCCCGGAAGCAGGGUUUUUGUGUAUGUCAACACUCUCACCUGAAGUGAGAGAGGCCAUCGAGAGUGUAAAGUACAUUGCUGAAAACAUGAGAUUACAAAAUGAGGCCAAGGAGGUCCAGGAUGACUGGAAGUAUGUUGCCAUGGUGAUUGAUAGGAUCUUCCUGUGGGUGUUUGUCCUUGUGUGCAUUCUGGGUACGGCUGGACUCUUCUUGCAGCCACUGCUGUUGGGCGAGGACAUGUGAUACUCUCACAGACAUUGAGACAUUUUAACAGAAUUUGAAUUAACUUCAAUCUGAAUUUGAGAACCCUUACUCAGCAUUAUGGGAUAUAAGUAUUCAUAUCAUGUUUUGUUGAGAGCUGAAUUAAAAUAAAUCUGUUAACAGGAUUGGAGACUCUUGGACCUCUGAGGGAUAAAAUGGAGCAGCCAAAGCGAUGGCCUACUGUAUAUUAUUGAUUUUCAAGAUUUCAAAGGACCCUAACAGGGAGGGGAAAGUCCCUUUAAAUGAAUGUUCUGGGUUCAGUACAAGUAAAGCUCUGCAGUGGCUUUUGUUGCAUUAAGCUUAUUACAAUAUAUACUGUAUAUAUAUUGUUGUAUUUGUAUUAAUUAACUAAAUAAAUCAUGUAUAGGCCUACAGUAUGGCACUUACAAUAGAAGUUAAAGGAAUGUACCGGGUUCAAUACAAGUUAAGCUCAAUCGACAGCAAUUUUAGGUGAUUGUUGGUCAGUACUUUAACUUUACUAACCUUGUCUGUAUAAAGUUAUAUACAAUUUAAUCUCUGUCUUGGUGACAUAACGUCAGUAAAGUCUGUAAUGACGGCAAUGUUUGCAUAACGUCAACAGCAGGAUAUCAUGAUGGGAGAUGACAUAACUUCCUUGUUUAUAUGGUGCUGAAGCUGAUCAAACAGUAUGCCAGUCCAUUGUCUUUAAUCAGAAAGUGUGUCUUUCCUAUGCAUGCAGACGUUACUUCCAUUUUACGCAGUGGGUGGUCUUGGUCCUCCCCAUACGCAAACUUAAGUUUGUUGCGUAUGGCCCCCAUGCUAUCAAAGAUGUUUAAAGUAGCCCAGGUAAUGAUACAUAAUAAGUAGAUAUGCCCUGCAUUCCAAACGUCCUAAAUAAUGCCUUCGGAGGGCACUUCUAAGGGAUUACAAAAAUUAACACCA